Molecule: messenger RNA, 735 nt
Organism: Drosophila santomea
Lineage: Eukaryota; Metazoa; Arthropoda; Insecta; Diptera; Drosophilidae
Product: deubiquitinase DESI2
Exons: 1
Coding region: 123-683 (186 amino acids)
Biological process (GO): protein deubiquitination
Molecular function (GO): deubiquitinase activity
Source: RefSeq, a predicted model, not a curated record
UCCCAGGAGGCGAUGGCUGAGAACUCGAACUCAAACUGAAACUUCACAUGUUUAAAUUCCAAGUUGCAAGUGCCAACUGCCAAGGUGUCAAGUGAGGAGUGCCGAUAUCCAAUUUCCGUGAGAUGUUCCAAGGCCUGCGGAGGAUGACCUGCCUGGGCGGCGACAGGGAGAGCAGUCACGAGGACAUGCUGCACAGGGAGCCGGUGGUGCUGAACGUGUACGACCUGGUCACCACCAACGACUACACGAUUGCGCUGGGCGUGGGCUUCUUCCACUCGGGCGUCCAGCUGUACGGGCGGGAGUACGGAUUUGGUGGGCACGAGUUCCCCAUUUCGGGCAUCUUCGAGAUCGAGCCCUGCAAUGCCCAGGAGGAGCUGGGCGAGCACUUCCGCUACCGGGAGAGCAUUCUGCUGGGCUACACGCACUUCAGCUGCGCGGACGUGAGCCGCAUCGUCGACCAGCUGGGCCAGAAGUUCCCCGGGAACAGCUACCACCUGACCAGCAAGAACUGCAACCACUUCUCCAACUGCCUGGCGCACCUCGUCUGUGGCCACAAGAUUCCCGGCUGGGUCAACCGACUGGCCUACCUCAUCACCUGCGUGCCGUUCCUCGAGCGCUGUGUGGUCACCAGACCGCCGCAUUACCCUCACUACCGUCGAUUCCACGAGUCCCAGCAGCGCUAGCAACAACACGAAUGUGAAUUAUAUUUAUAUUAUAUUUAUUGUUAACAACUCA